Messenger RNA from Raphanus sativus (radish), 1208 nucleotides. RefSeq lists its product as uncharacterized. NCBI's taxonomy places the organism in Eukaryota, Viridiplantae, Streptophyta, Magnoliopsida, Brassicales, Brassicaceae. The record is from RefSeq and is a predicted model, not a curated record.
AUAGUAGCCAAUUACAGUUCAAAAGUACAGUUUAACUGGAUAAAUCAGGAGGAUGAGGAAGAGGAAACAGCCAUGUUAAGCGUUUGUAUGAAAUAUUGUCGGUUUUGCAUCAAUGGCAAUGCUACAAAUGUCACAAGCCAAUUUGCUGCUGCUUCCUAGAGGUUCUACUGAUGGCUACCAUCCAAAAGUAUCCGAAGAAAACAGACGAGCUUCAAUUGAUAUCUUCUAAAGGCAGCUGGAUAUCUUGACUGCGCUGUCAAGCAUGUCCUCCCUCAGUUUUCAGCCGAGCAAAGGAGAAGUUUACCUGUUGACCUAGCAGAAGGAGCUCUACGGGCUCUUUGCCUGCAAGCAUUAGGCCAGGGUGUUGAUAUCCAACUUUGGUAUUGCGAUUGAUAGCUCAAAAGCCACUCUCGCAGUGAAGCGAAGACUUUCAUGUGAAAUGGUGAAAUACUGGCAGCAGGCACAGGAUAACUUGAUGAAUCUCCCAUUAGCAAAUGGCUGGGGAAAGCAUAUGCUCUUUGUCAAGUGGAAACAUGUUGAAGCUAAGGCUGCAGCGUACUACUACCAUGGGUUGAUUCUUGAUGAAGGAAACACAGAGAAAUCACAUGGCAUGGCGGUUGCUGCUUUACAAGCUGCAGAUGAGUGUUUCAAAGAAAGUAAGAAAGCAAGUGAGGCAUUCAAUGCAUCUUCACCCACGUCAAGGACUCCACCGCUUUUCGGAACAAUGAAGUAUCUAUCAGAGAAAAUACCGAAAGAAACUUCAAGUAAAGUCAGGAUAAACCGUGAUCUGUACUCAUAUGAGAAAAUCAUGGAGACGGCACCAACUCUUCCUGAUUUUGCCUUGGCAUUGAAACCUGAUGAGUACCAACUCCCUUCUGUAGAUGCAUCAUGGUCCGAAGACAGGACUAAAAACUCAUCAAAUCACAUUACAGGAAACCAAAGAUAGAAGCAGUGGAUAGAAUGAAUGUUGCCUUAUAGAGUACAAAGCCACAGUGGCCGCCAUAUAAAUACCAAAUGGUAUAGCUCUCUCUAUAAACUACUCUUGUGAUUCUCCAAAUGUUGAUAAUAUAUGUAAGAAAAGCUCCCUUUGUGUGCAAACCUUCCAAAUUGGAUUUGUAUAAGUUUCCAGAAAAAAAAAAUCAAGGGAACAUGUUGUUUGUAUUCUGUAUGAUUGUUUAGUGCAAUAAAAUCAUAUUCUUUCUGCAAAA